AUGGAGAAAGAAUCGCUCCUACCGCAGACGGAAGAGCCCAUACCUCGCCAGGUGCCAGCCAAACGCUUCAGUCGCUACCAUGGUUUUGCUUUCGCGCUCGUCUUGGGGUUGUUCUGGCUAUCAGGCACAUGGAAAUGCGGGCAUCGCCACACACACAAGCACGCGCACGAGGACACAGCAUCAAUGGUACCACUAGAAAUACACAUCAUGUCAAAAUGCCCGGACGCACGCGACUGCAUAGAGAAGCUGGUCGUGCCUGCGAUGUCAAACGUGUCAGACAAGGUCGACUUCAAGCUGUCUUACAUUGGGAAAACCACCGAGGACGACGGCGUCCUAUGCAUGCACGGCCAGACUGAAUGCCUCGGAAAUAUCCUCGAGCUAUGCGCCGCUGCAGAAUAUCCAGACCCCAAGAUCUACCUAGGUUUCACAAGGUGCCUGUCGCUUCGAUACCAGGAGAUACCCGACACAAGCUUGAUCAAGGACUGUGCGCUGGAGUAUGGCAUAGAGUUUGAGAAGCUCAAUGAUUGCGCCAGCCGAGAUGAUGGGGCAUACGGGAUGGGUCUACUCCGAGACAGCGUGACGCGGAGCGCAGAACUAGGCGUGAAGACUAGCUGCACAGUUAGACUGAACGACAAGACACGGUGCGUGCGAGAUGGAGGCAAAUGGAAGGAUUGCGACGAUGGCAGCGACCCGGAGGAUCUGGUCAAAGACAUCAACAAGCUGUACGCUAAAGCACAAGGAUGGAUAUAUGUUUAA
Molecule: messenger RNA, 756 nt
Organism: Paraphaeosphaeria sporulosa
Lineage: Eukaryota; Fungi; Ascomycota; Dothideomycetes; Pleosporales; Didymosphaeriaceae
Exons: 2
Coding region: 1-756 (251 amino acids)
Molecular function (GO): oxidoreductase activity, acting on a sulfur group of donors, disulfide as acceptor
Source: RefSeq, a predicted model, not a curated record